This is a messenger RNA of Angiostrongylus costaricensis, 864 nucleotides long. NCBI's taxonomy places the organism in Eukaryota, Metazoa, Nematoda, Chromadorea, Rhabditida, Metastrongylidae. The record is from the annotation of a GenBank genome assembly.
AUGAACGAUUAUGUGAUGAUCAAGGAGGACGAUACAGUAGUAAUCCGAGCAAUGGAAAUUAAAGACUCUGACGGUAUUGCGUUCUCUAUCAUCUACCUUAGACCUCCUGAUGGAGAACAUUCUAUGGAGGGAUUCCUUAAUACCCGUAAAUGGCCAGCAGACAAAAGUAUUAUGUAUAGUAGCUACGCCAAGGUUAUGGUCGGAAUGCUUUUUGUGAUGGAGGGUUUGAGUUUUACAUCAACGCGGUGGCAAGACGUGCUUAUGAUUGGCUUAGGAGGAGGAGUAAUUAAUAAUUUUCUCAGCAUACUUGAUGAAGCAAAGAUCAAUCUCACAACUGUUGAAAUAGACCCUGAUAUGCCGAAACUGGCAAAGGAUUAUUUCGACCUAGAAGAAAGCUCAACAAAUACCAUUAUAAUCGCAGACGGAACUACUUUCAUUCAAGAAGCAUCAAAAAAUGGUCGAGGUCAAAAAUACAAAUCGAUGAUAGUGGAUGCAUGUUAUACGUCCUGUCCAGCUGAAGGAUUUUGGCAGUUGGACACUGCUAUGCAUAUCGCUGACAUUCUCGAGGAAAAUGGAACGUUGUCCGUGAAUAUCCUUGGCGAUGAUGAGAAACGUGAAGAACGCGGCCAGCAAAUUCUGUCCAUAUACAGGCAAUAUUUCGCCACCUGCUUUAUUUUCGAAGCCUUAUCUCAACAGAUAAAAGACUCGAUUAUGGAAGCAAGAAGGACAAUGUACAACGUCAUGAGACCUGCCCAGACGAGACGACGCCACCCAAUCAACGCUCUCUACGACGCUGGAGAAGAACUGUCGCUCGGAAUUGCGACAGUAGAGGAGACGACGUCGCCGACGCUUUCGUCAAUAUGA